Molecule: messenger RNA, 4322 nt
Organism: Eleginops maclovinus (Patagonian blennie)
Lineage: Eukaryota; Metazoa; Chordata; Actinopteri; Perciformes; Eleginopidae
Gene: thrap3b
Product: thyroid hormone receptor associated protein 3b
Exons: 11
Coding region: 412-3129 (905 amino acids)
Biological process (GO): positive regulation of transcription by RNA polymerase II
Cellular component (GO): mediator complex
Molecular function (GO): transcription coregulator activity; DNA binding
Source: RefSeq, a predicted model, not a curated record
GAGUAGCGAAGAUAGCAUCGUGAGCUAACUGUGUCUGUUGAUCGAUAGCUUUCGUUAAAUGUAAAUGCUUUCAAAAAUAUAAAUUUGGCAAAAUUGAUAGACACAUAGAAUCCUCCACAUACAUGUCUAAUGUCGACUGACAUGGAAGUACGAGCGCCUGGCCUCUUCUGAAGGCGCAAUGCGUCUGUUUUGGUUGGCCUAGCAGUUUGUUACGGAACCUCUGCUAACAAGCUAGCCAGGUUGCUAACAUCCGUUAAGUUGGUUCAGUAAAACCAGGAAGGACGGACCAGACGAGCAGCUCGGCCUCAAAGGUUACUCAACUUCUGCAGCAUUUAUUCAUCAAAACGAGUUCGUACAGACUUGUUUGCACAGGAAAAGGAAAAGCUUAUCUAAACGGUCCUAAGUGCAAAGAUGUCAAAGGCUCCCGAUUCUCCAGCUCGGUCCCGCUCCAGAUCCAGGUCAAGAUCCAGAUCCUACUCAAGAUCUCACUCCAGAAGCCGUUCCCGCUCCAGAUCCAGAAAACGUCGCUAUAGCUCCAGGUCUCGGUCCCGCUCCCGCUCUCACUCUCCGUCCUACAGAAACUACCCCAGCAGGGACUACCAGAACAACAGAGGGGGCUUCAGAGGCUACAACCGAGGCUACCGGAGGCCCUUCCACUACCGCGGCAGAAACCGAGGCUACUACCAACGCGGCGGCCAUUACCAGAACAGGGGAGGUGGCGGCGGCGGCUAUGGCUACAAGGCCAACUGGCAGGGUGGAGGUGGAGGAGGCGGCGGAGGCGGAGGCGGCGGGGGAGGUGGCGGAGGCGGCGGGGGAGGUGGAGGCUGGCACGAUCGCCACCAUGACCAGGACCACCACUCCCACAGUCCCAGGAGGGGGCGUUCACGCUCCCGCACACCCAAAAAGCGCUCAGGCAGCCGGAGUCGCUCCCACUACUCUGACCGCUCGUCUUCCAAAGGAUCCCGGCACUCCAGGCGCUCCAGUUACUCCUCUCACUCACGGUCCUCGUCACCACGUCAUCGCAGCAACAAGAGCAAGCACGGCUCCAAGGAAACCAAGGACAAGACAGAAAGUCACGCAGAGAAAUCCGGCCAGGCAGCAGAUGGCAGCGCCAUCGAAAAGGUUUCUGGAGGGAAAUGGAUCGACUACGACCCCAGCCCUAAACGAAGCAGCCCAGAGACUAAAAAAGAAGAUGCUCCCAGCAGCUCCGAGGGCAAAGGGCCUCUGUGGAAAACCGUCGGUAGUGUGACACCUCCAGCAAAGAGCCCCACAAAGUCGGGACAAACGGCCUCCUUCAGCGGCUUUGGGUUCUUCUCAAAGGAAGCAGACAAAUCUGAAGAUAAGACGGUGAUCUCUGCUGCCUUCAAAAAGUUUUUGGCCGACAAUAAAAACAAAAAGCUGGCUGCAGAAAAGGAGAACGGUCGUGAUAAAGAGCAGAGCAACACAGACCGAGAACUAGAGAAAGGAAGUAAGUCCGGAGAUCUUUUCAACAUCUCGUCCGGUUCCUUAAGCGACUCCAAGGAAGACAAGACCCUACCUUUCUUCGACGCCGGAGAAGAGGAGUUCCUCAAGUCCCACGGGCUGAAAGACAGGGACAUUGAGGAUGACGGUGACGUCAAACCCACCCUCACAGCUCGGGACAUUUUCGGCAAAUGGGGGGGGGACGAGCCAAGCUACUCAACGUCCUACCCAUCAGCCAAAGAGAAAAGCCGGAGAGAUGCUGAAGACCCCGCAGAUCACAUGGAGGAGGAGAUGUACAGAGGCCGCAAACACAGCUCCAAAAAAGAGGAGAAGGCCAAGAAGAAGGAGAAGAAAGAGAAAGAGAAGGAGAAGUCCAGAAGGAGUCCGUCCCCUCCUGCAGCGCCCAGAGAGAAGGAGCGGCCGCUGUUCCCCGGAGCUUUCCCUCUUCGGGGGGACUCACCUGUGCGUCGCAUGUCUGCAUCAAGGGACGACUUUGAACUCAAAAUCGGUUCCAUUGAUGAAAUGCCGAGCUCUUCUAUGUCUAAAGAGCGCGUCAUGCCCAGAGAGAUGUUGAAACCCACCAAGAAAGACACAGAGUUUCGUUCCAUUUUCCAGCACGUUCAGUCAACACAGCUCCGCCGGAGCCCUUCUGAGCUGUUCGCUCAGCACAUAGUCUCAAUCGUGCAUUACAUCAAAGCUCAACACUUCCAAUCCUCAGAUAUGUCUUUAAGUGAGCGCUUUGCCAUGUACCAAAGAAAAGCUGCAGAGGUAGAAAUGAUGAAGCCAAGGAAGAGCCCAGAAAUCCACAGGAGAAUCGAUGUCUCCCCCAGUGUCUUUAAGAGGCACUCUCACGUGUUUGAGGAUAUGGAGGAGACGAGCUACAAGGAUCCAAGUAAAAAGUUCAAAGGCGACGUGAUGGACCUCCGUCUGGAUAUUGAAAGACGUAAGAGGUUUGCGGGAAAGGAGUACAAGCGUGAAGGAGGCAGGAGCUCAGGAGGCUCCCGGGGGCCGAGCAGAGAGAGGUCCUCUGAGAAAUCUGGGAAACACCACAAGAAAUCCAAGAAGGGUAAGAAGAAGCGGGACCGCUCUCCAUCCUCCUCUUCCUCCUCCUCCUCCGCCUCCCCUUAUCCCCCAGCUUUCAGGGGUAAAGAGUUUGUGGGAGGGGAGGGGAUGGAGCACUCAGAGGAGGGCUACGCUCACUCCCGGUAUCCUCCGCGGGACUACGGCGUGGCCGGAGACCGGGGCCAGUACGAGGGCCACAACGCAGAGCGAGGCCGAGGCCGAGGAUUCUUCCCCAGAGUGAGAGGGAGAGGGUGGAACAGGGGAAAUUAUCCAGGCAACAACAGCAAUGGAAACCCCGCCCCUCAGAACCCUGCAGUGCGCCCUCCAGAGGAGGAGUGGGACCCUGAAUACACUCCCAAGAGCAGGAAGUAUUACCUGCAUGACGACCGUGAUGGCGAGAAAACCUGGGUGGAAACCCGUGGGAGAGGCCGGGGGGCCUUCCCGACACGCCGGGGACGCUUCGUCUACCGGAAGGGGGGCAGCAGCCCGAAGUGGACCCACGACAUGUUCCAGGGCGGAGGGGAAAGGGCGGAUCUAGCAGACGACGGCAUGGAAGUCAGCCGUAAAGAAACCAAGACCGGAGACGCCUCGGCCCCGAAGCAGUAGAACCACUCGAUCACCAUCUGCUUAUAAGUGUGAGGACGGUUACAGUGAUGGUGAAGGGGAUAUUCCCCCCGAGCAUCACCACAUUUAAUGAUUAAAAUAUGUUAAGAGAGUUGAGCCUUCUAACAGUUAAAGUGAAGAAUCGUUGUUAUGAAGAGCAGCUUCAUUUCAGAGCGUUAUGUUUUUUAAUGUAAAAUGGGUUUGUUUCCGCAGCUGGUUUAGUUGUCUUUUUAAGGGAGAAAAUACUGAGGCAAAAAAAUAUUCUCUGAAAACACGAUAAAAUAAAAAAUGUGUGCCUUAGAAAAUAAAUAUUAUUUCUUGUGUAAUCCAGCUAUAAGAGGUAGCUGUCCAUCAGUGUAGGAAGUUUAUAGAUGAUUUCCAUUUCAUGUUGUUGGGGCUGUGAUCAAUCUUCGAUGUUACUGCAUGAUUCAUACCUCGCUCCUCGGGACCAACCAGAAGUGGGCUCAGGGCUCACCGUCAGCAAGUUUUCAGACAGGAAAAGUAAAAUAUCUUUAAUGAACCCCUGAACGGUUGAUGUUUGUCACUUAUACUCUUUGAGCGUUUUCAUAUAGUGCCACUUUACCUGUAUUUCUCAUUAGGAAGCAAAGACAUUUUUAUGUGUGUGGUUCAGUAUAUUCUCAUUUAUUGUGGGUGUUUUCAGUCUAAAAAAAAUAUACAAAUUGUAAAGAACAUGUUCUGAUUUUGGCUUUAGGCAGAAAAAUAUAAAGGUUUCGGGCUGUCAAGUUAAUUUUAGUAAGUGGCUACAUUUUUGUUUAGAUUAUUAAUUAAAAAGAAAUGUAAUGACUUUAAAAAAUGCUGUGUAGAAUUAUUAGACCUAAAUUAUUGUUAUCCUAACAUCUAAGGCAGAUCAAAUAAAACAGGAAAUGUUCAUUUUAAAAACAAAGACAUCAUUAAAUUGUCUCUCAAAAAGAAAAAGAGCAGUUGAAGCUGAUAAGGAAAGCGAAACCCCCAAAAGGCGUUGAUGGAAGUGUAUAUUUUAAGAAGAGUUGCCGCAAACUAGCAGAACCCGUCCUCUGAAUCUCACUGUGCUGCUUUCCACUGUACAUGCUGCAUGUACCAAACACAGCUGUAGGACUUUGUUUUUGUUCAAUCUGAAGCCGAACACUUUUGUACUGUUCUCAAGAGCUUUGGAGUACUUUGUCUUUUCCUUUUCAAUAAAUCUUUCUUUGAUUCAG